Molecule: messenger RNA, 7398 nt
Organism: Myripristis murdjan (pinecone soldierfish)
Lineage: Eukaryota; Metazoa; Chordata; Actinopteri; Holocentriformes; Holocentridae
Gene: myo7ab
Product: myosin VIIAb
Exons: 50
Coding region: 469-7053 (2194 amino acids)
Cellular component (GO): cytoskeleton; myosin complex
Molecular function (GO): cytoskeletal motor activity; ATP binding; protein binding
Source: RefSeq, a predicted model, not a curated record
CAGCAGCCAUGAAUGAGGCAGAGAGAGCGAGAGAGGCUGGAGAGUCACUUCUCUGACCCGGACGUCAAACCGUACGAGGUCCGACGAAGACGAACACACACACACACACACACACACACUGGCCAACUGAGAUGGAGACAGCGUGACGGGAGCUGGACGGCAUGGAGGGGAUCAGAGAGGACUGACAGACGAGGACACGAGGAGACCAGAGGACAAAACUUCAUCCUCCAGCUUCCAGCUUCCUUCCCAGUCCUGCAGCAUCUCAUCACCAGAGUGUAGACCUCGACUCGCACUGGGAACACUGGGAGAGGACCUGACGGACAGGGGACGGGAGCCUCGGCGGGGCCUGAGAGAUGCCACCUUUAACCCUCAGCCCCAGAGAGCAGAGAAAUUGCAGCAGCUUCAUUUGCUUCCCAGAGCCCUCGCACGGUGACUUCUGAUGUCCUGGACUCACCCCGAGGCUGAACCAUGGUCAUUCUGCAACAAGGGGACUAUGUGUGGCUGGACCUUAAGACGGGCCGGGAGUUUGAUGUCCCGGUGGGAGCCGUGGUCAAACUGUGUGACUCCGGGCAGAUCCAGGUGUUGGACGAUGAGGGCACGGAACACUGGAUUUCCCCACAAAAUGCCACCAACAUAAAGCCCAUGCACCCAACCUCCGUCCACGGGGUGGAGGACAUGAUUCGUCUGGGUGACCUUAACGAAGCCGGCAUCCUGCGGAACCUGCUCAUCCGCUACAGCGAACGCAUCAUUUAUACGUACACCGGCUCAAUCCUGGUGGCAGUCAAUCCCUACCAGCUCCUGCCCAUCUACACAGCAGACCAUAUCCGCCUCUACACCAACAAGAAGAUUGGGGAGAUGCCACCUCACAUAUUUGCCAUAGCAGACAACUGUUACUUCAAUAUGCAGCGGAACAAUAAGGACCAGUGCUGCAUUAUCAGUGGUGAGUCUGGAGCCGGGAAGACGGAGAGCACGAAGCUGAUCCUCCAGUUCCUGGCAGCCAUCAGCGGCCAGCACUCCUGGAUAGAGCAACAAGUCCUGGAGGCCAACCCCAUCCUCGAAGCGUUUGGCAAUGCCAAGACCAUUCGUAAUGACAACUCCAGCCGCUUUGGGAAGUACAUAGAUAUCCACUUCACCAAGAGAGGGGCCAUUGAAGGAGCCAAGAUAGAGCAGUACCUGCUGGAGAAGUCUCGUGUCUGUCGACAGGCUCCAGAUGAGAGGAACUACCACAUAUUCUACUGCAUGCUGCAGGGUAUGGCUCCGGAGCUGAAGACAAAGCUUGGCCUGGGCCUUGCCACUGACUACUCCUACCUCACCAUGGGUGACUGCACAGAGUGUGACGGCCGCGACGACCUGAACGAUUACUCCAGCAUCCAGUCGGCCAUGAAGGUCCUCAUGUUCACCGAGACGGAGAACUGGGAGAUCUCCAAGCUGCUGGCUGCCAUUCUGCACAUGGGCAACCUGCGCUUCGAGGCUCGGACCUACGACAACCUGGACGCCUGUGUGGUGGUGAGAUCCCCCGACCUCACAACUGCUGCUUCACUCAUGGAGGUGGAGCCCAAGGAUGUGAUGGUGUGUCUGACCACCCGCACCCUGAUUACCCGGGGAGAAAGUGUCGCCAUGCCCCUCAGCGUGGAGCAAGGCCUGGAUGUCAGGGACGCCUUUGUCAAGGGUAUCUACGGCAGGCUGUUUGUUUGGAUCGUGGAUAAGAUCAACGCAGCGAUAUACAGGCCACCGUCCUGCGAGAGCAAACUCGUUCGCAGGUCAAUCGGUUUGCUGGACAUCUUUGGCUUCGAGAACUUCACCAUCAACAGCUUUGAACAGCUGUGCAUCAACUUCGCCAAUGAGAACCUGCAGCAGUUCUUUGUUCGCCACGUCUUCAAGCUGGAGCAGGAGGAGUACAACCUGGAGGACAUCAGCUGGCAGCACAUCGAGUUCACAGACAACCAGGACGCCCUGGACAUGAUCGCCAACAAGCCGAUGAACAUCAUCUCUCUCAUUGACGAAGAGAGCAAGUUCCCUAAGGGAACCGAUGCUACGAUGUUACAUAAACUCAACUCCCAGCACAGGCUCAACACCAACUACUUUCCUCCUAAGAACACCUAUGAAACACAGUUUGGCAUCCAGCACUUUGCUGGUGUGGUGCAUUACGAGACCAGAGGAUUUCUGGAGAAGAACCGAGACAGCCUGCACACUGACAUCAUCCAGCUGGUCCACUCCUCCAAGAACAAGUUCAUCAAGCAGAUCUUCCAGGCUGAUGUGGCCAUGUUUCUGUGUGGCUAUCAGCAGCCCAGCACCCCCACUCCCAAGGGUGUAGAGACCAGGAAGCGCUCUCCCACCCUGAGCAGCCAGUUCAAGCGUUCCCUCGAGCUGCUGAUGAGGACGCUCAGCGUGUGUCAGCCGUUCUUCGUUCGCUGUGUGAAACCCAACGAGCUCAAAAAACCUAUGUUAUUUGACAGGGAGCUGUGUGUCCGACAGCUGCGCUAUUCCGGCAUGAUGGAAACCAUCCGGAUCAGACGGGCUGGCUAUCCCAUCCGGUAUACCUUUGCCGAGUUUGUUGACCGCUACCGGGUCCUCAUGCCCGGAGUCAAGCCCGCCCACGUCCAGGAGGACCUGCGAGGGACCUGCCAGAAGAUCGUCUUGGCCCGGCUGGGGAAACACGACGACUGGCAGAUCGGCAAGACCAAGAUUUUCCUCAAGGACCACCAUGACAUGCAGCUGGAGAUCGAGAGGGACAAAGCCAUCACAGACAAGGUCAUCCUCAUCCAGAAGGCCGUUCGGGGGCUCAAGGAGAGGACAAACUUCCUUCGAGUGAGGAGCGCUGUGACUGUCAUCCAGAAGUACUGGAGGGGUUAUCGGUGCAGGAGGAAUUACCGAACUAUGAAGACGGGUUUCCUGCGCCUGCAGGCCCUCUGCAGGUCCAGGAAGUUCUACAAGAGCUACCAGCUGGCCCGGGUUCGGCUCACCCUCAUCCAGGCCCGGUGCCGCGGCUUUCUCCUCCGGCAGAACUUUUGGCGGCGUCUUCGUGCCGUUCUGACCAUCCAGGCCUACACCAGGGGCAUGAUUGCCAGGCGACUCUGCCAGAGGCUCAGGGCAGAGCUCCAGCAUCGCCUGGAAGCAGAGCGCCAGCGCCUGGCCGAGGAGGAGCGGCUGCGCAACCAGAUGACGGCUCGGCGGGCCAAGGCCGAGGCCGAGAGGAAACACCAGGAGCGGCUGGUCCAGCUGGCCCAGCAGCAGGAGGAGAGGGAGAGGGAGGAGAAGGAGGAGGUGAGAAGGAAGAAGGAGAUGCUGCAGCAGAUGGAGAGGGAGAGGGAGCAGCCCGUCGACCACUCGGACAUGGUGGACCGCAUGUUCGGCUUCCUGGGCAACACGGGGCCGCUGCCCAACCAGGAGGGACAGGCGCCGGCUGGGUUUGAGGACCUGGAAAGUUCUCCUCGGAGUGAGGAGGCAGAGGAGGAGAUGCUGCAUGAAGCUCCGCCGCUGCCUGACGAAGAGGAGGAGGAUCUGUCCGAGUACAAGUUCUCCAAAUUUGCUGCCACCUACUUCCAAGGUGUUUCCACUCACACCUACAUCAGGCGGCCCCUAAAACAACCUCUGCUCUUCCACGAGGAUGAAGGAGACCAGCUGGCGGCGCUCGCGGUGUGGAUCACAAUACUGAGGUUCAUGGGCGACCUCCCGGAGCCCAAGUACCAAAUGACCAUCAAUGACGGCAGCGAGAAGAUCCCCGUCAUGACCAAGAUCUACGAAACCCUGGGCAAGAGGACGUACAAGAGGGAGCUACAGGAGCUGCAGGUGGAGGGGGAGAACAGCUCCAUCGACAGCCAAAAGAGGAACAGCAUCAGACAUAAACUUGUGUCUCUCACCCUGAAGAGGAAAUCCAAGAUCACUGAGGAGGUCACCAGGCGGCUGACGGAUGGAGACUACAGCCUCCAAGGGAACAGCAUGCUGGAGGACCGACCCACCUCCAACCUGGAGAAACUCCACUUCAUCAUCGGCAACGGCAUCCUCAGGCCGACCCUCAGGGACGAGAUCUACUGUCAGAUCUGUAAGCAGCUGACCCAGAACCCGUCCAAGAGCAGCCACGCCCGGGGCUGGAUCCUGCUGUCUCUCUGCGUGGGCUGCUUCGCCCCCUCCGAAAAGUUUGUCAAAUAUCUCCGGACGUUUAUGACCAGCGGUCCUCCCGGCUACGCUCCAUAUUGUGAGGAAAGGUUGAGGAGGACGUUUGUCAACCGCACACGGACCCAGCCUCCGUCCUGGUUGGAGCUGCAGGCCACUAAAUCUAAGAAGCCCAUCAUGCUGCCUGUAACGUUCAUGGACGGCACCACCAAGACGCUGCUGACGGACUCGGCCACCACGGCCAGUGAGCUGUGCAACGCUCUGGCAGAUAAGAUCAACCUCCGAGAUCGCUUUGGCUUCUCGCUGUACAUCGCCCUUUUUGACAAGGUGUCGUCGCUGGGCAGCGGGAGCGACCACGUGAUGGACGCCGUGUCCCAGUGUGAGCAGUAUGCCAAGGAGCAGGGCGCCCAGGAGAGGAACGCCCCCUGGAGGCUGUUCUUCAGGAAGGAGAUCUUCACUCCCUGGCACAACCCUGCCGACGACUACGUGGCCACAAACCUCAUUUACCAGCAGAUCGUGCGGGGGGUGAAGUUCGGAGAGUACCGCUGCGAGAGGGAGGAGGAGCUGGCAGAACUGGCCUCUCAGCAGUACUACGUGGAUUACGGCGCUGAGAUCCUCCAGGAGCGCCUGCUCAGCCUCAUCCCCUCCUACAUCCCAGACAGAGAAAUCGGCUCAGCGAAGACGGCUGAGAAGUGGGUCCAGCUCAUCGUCGCUGCCCACAGGAAGGAGCUGCACACCAGGAAGAGGCUGGGCACGCAGAAGGUGAAGGAGGAUGUGGUGGACUUUGCUCGUUUCAAGUGGCCUUUACUCUUCUCACGUUUCUAUGAGGCCUUCAAAUUUUCAGGGCCAAGUCUGCCCAAGAACGACGUGAUCGUGGCGGUGAACUGGACCGGGGUUUACUUUGUGGAUGAACAGGAGCAAGUCCUUCUGGAGCUCUCUUUCCCAGAAAUCACUGCUGUGUCCAGUAGCAGGGGGGGCAAACUCCAAGGACAGAGUUUCACUCUCGCCACCAUCAAAGGAGACGAGUACACGUUCACCUCCAACAACGCCGAGGAUAUCCGGGACCUGGUGGUCACUUUCCUCGAGGGUCUGAGGAAGCGGUCCAAAUUCGUGGUGGCGCUGGUGGACUGUCCCAAUCCUGCAGGUGUAGAGUCUACAUUCCUCAGUUUCUUCAAGGGAGAUCUGAUUGUGUUGGAUGAGCACACUGGGGAGCAGGUGAUGAACUCCGGCUGGGCCCAAGGCAUCAACGACAGGACCAAGCAGAGAGGAGACUUCCCUGCCGACUGCGUCUAUGUGCUGCCCACCGUCACCAGGCCGCAGUAUGACAUCGUGGCUCUAGUGGCCAUGACCCCAGACCAGAGGAGAGAGUCCAUCACCAUGUCCCAGCUGAGCCUCGCUGGGACUGUGGAAAAGGCCAAGCCUCACACACUGGAGGAGUUCUCCUACGACUACUUCAGGCCUCCCACUAAGAGCACGCUGAGCAGGGUGAUGAUCUCCAAAGCCCGGGGGAAGGAGCGUCUGUGGAGCUGCACCAAGGAGCCGCUCAAACAGCCGCUGCUCAAGAAGGUCCUGGUCCACGAGGAGCUGUCCCAGGAGGCCUGCCUGGCCUUCGUAGCUGUGAUGAAGUACAUGGGCGACUACCCGUCCAAACGAAUCCGAUCCGUCAACGAGCUCACCGACCAGAUCUUUGAAGGAGCGCUGAAGGCCGAGCCGCUCAAAGACGAGAUCUUCUGUCAGAUUCUCAAACAGCUUACUGACAACCACAUCAAGUACAGCGAGGAGAAGGGCUGGGAGCUGCUGUGGCUCUGUACUGGUUUGUUUCCUCCCAGUAACAUCCUGCUGCCUCACGUCCAGAAGUUCCUGCAGGCCAAGAAGCACCAUCCUCUGGCUCCAGACUGCAUGCAGCGGCUGCAGAAAGCCUUGAGAAACGGAUCGAGGAAGUACCCUCCUCACCUCGUCGAAGUGGAGGCCAUCCAGCACAAGACGACCCAGAUCUUCCACAAAGUUUACUUCCCCGAUGACUCCGAUGAGGCCUUUGAGGUCGAGUCGAGCACCAAGGCCAAAGACUUCUGCCACAACAUCUCUGGACGGCUCAUGCUCAAAUCCUCCGAGGGCUUCAGUCUCUUCGUCAAGAUCACUGACAAGGUCAUCAGCGUGCCCGAUGGCGACUUCUUCUUCGACUUCGUGAGACACCUGACCGACUGGAUCAAAAAAGCCCGAUUCGUGAAAGACGGUGUUGUGCCUUCGCUCACCUACCAGGUGUUCUUCAUGAAGAAGCUGUGGACCAACACGGUGCCGGGGAAAGACCCCAUGGCGGACUCCAUCUUCCACUACUACCAGGAGCUGCCCAAGUAUCUGCGUGGCUACCACAAGUGUUCCCGAGAGGAGGUGCACCAGCUGGCGGCGCUCAUCUACAGGGUGAAGUUUGAGGAGGACAAAUCUCACCUCCACAACAUUCCCAAGAUCCUCAAAGAGCUCGUCCCCCAGGACCAGAUCCGACACCUGUCCCCCGACGACUGGAAGAGGUCCAUAGUUUCAUUAUUCAACAAGCAUUCAGGGAAGAGUCGAGAGGAGGCGAAGCUCUCCUUCCUAAAAAUCAUUUACAAAUGGCCGACCUUCGGCUCUGCCUUCUUUGAAGUCAAGCAAACCACCGAUCCAAACUACCCCGAGACGCUCCUGAUCGCCAUCAACAAGCACGGAGUCAGUCUGAUCGAUCCCAAGUCCAAGGACAUCCUGACCACCCACCCCUUCACCAAGAUCUCCAACUGGAGCAGCGGCAACACCUACUUCCACAUCACCAUCGGAAACCUGGUGCGAGGCAGCAAGCUGCUGUGUGAGACGGCGCUGGGCUACAAGAUGGACGACCUCCUGACCUCUUACAUCAGCCAGAUGCUGACCACCAUGACCAAACAGCGAACAUCCCGGGGCAACAGCAAAUGACGGCCGGAAACUCCUCGACCCCCACCCCCCCACACCCCCCGCGAGGCCGUCCGUCCGUCCCACAUCAGUCCUGCGUUCGCUCCCCAGCAGCGCCCACGUGCACGCCGCUGCACACGUGCACUUGUUACGUCUGGAGAACGCGACAAGAGGAAACGGGUUGAGAGGAGGAUUUAGUUCUGUGUUGGGUCACGCCGCGGGACGACUGACGGGCCGUGACGCUGGAAUGCCAACGUGUGUUUAGUUAGAAUGCACUGGUCAUGUCUUAAACUCACCUGCUGCCUUUCAAUUGACCUCUUUUCCCAACAUGGAACACAGCCACCGGGACGGAUUUGGAAGAAGCUCCAU